CCUUCCCGACGAAGCAGCAGCUGCAACGACUCGACUCCCACCCAAAUCAAACCAAAAACCAAUCCGCCGCCCUCCCAAUCCCCAGCUCCCGCCGCCCCGCACCACCGCCCGGGCCUCCACCCCCGGCGAUCGACGCCGCGGCAUCCGUGCCGGCAGCCCCGCUUCUGCACCUCCCGCCUCGAUGGGGAGCGACGCGGAGCCCGCCAAGGGGCUGCUGCCAUACCUGCAGCGCGCCGACGAGCUGCAGAAGCACGAGCCCCUCGUCGCCUACUACUGUCGGCUCUACGCGAUGGAGAAGGGGCUGAGGAUCCCGCAGAAGGAGCGCACCAAGACCACCAACUCCAUCCUCAUCUCCCUCAUGAACCAGCUCGAGAAGGACAAGAAAACCUUGACUUUGGGGCCAGACGACAACCUUCAUUUGGAGGGAUUUGCAUUAAAUGUUUUUGCUAAAGCAGAUAAACAGGACCGUGCUGGACGAGCUGACAUAAACACAGCUAAGACCUUCUAUGCUGCGAGCAUCUUCUUCGAGAUUCUUAACCAGUUUGGCGAGCUUCAACCUGAUAUUGAGCAGAAGCAGAAAUAUGCCAUCUGGAAGGCUGCUGAAAUAAGGAAAGCUCUCAAAGAAGGACGGAAGCCUGAAGCUGGCCCUCCUGGUGGGGAUAAGGAUGAAACACCUGUCAGUACCACCACAAUUUCUCAGGAUAUGGGGCGAAGCCAGUCCUUCAACAGUAUGCAGCAUGGCACUGAAGCACCAUCUCCACCUGUAGACAAGGAUUUUAGUAGGCGGGAUAGCUUUUCUGCUCUGCAGCCAGGAAAUAAUGUGCAUCGACAAAAUACAGAGUUCAAUGAUCAUCCCUCUACCCAGUCACCCUAUAACUAUUCACCCCCAGCACCCUCACAACCCCAGCAUCCUUCUCCGUCACAAUCUUAUUCCUCUCCCUCGUACCAAGCAACAGACUAUCCUUCUUCUGAUUCCCACAAACAAAACCCCAAUCAUUCAUCUCCUCCCUACACAAGCACAGACUACCCUACCAAUGAGGUCCACAAACCACCAUCCAAUUAUUCACCACCCCCUUACACCAGGACAGACUACCCUUCCAAUGAUGGCUACAAUCCUCAUAGCAAUGAUAAACCAGAUGUUUCGCCAUAUCCUCAGACAUACCAACCCCCACCCUACACAAUUGAACCUCAGCACACCUCUCAAAACUUUUACUCCACUGAAGCCCCAGCUGCUCCAUACAACUACCCUAAUUUCCAGUCAUAUCCAAGUUUCCAGGACAGCACGUCGCCUUCUGUCCCAACACAUCAAUCACCUUCAGUCCCAACACACCAAUCUUCAUUCUACAGUGCAAGUGAUGGCCCUGCAGCUACAUCAUACUCCCCUGCGUCAAAUCCCUCUGCCCCAACACAUUACCACUCUACUGCUGACUCUUCACCCCAAGUUACUCCAGCUGUGCCACCAGCUAGCCAAUAUAAGUAUGAUAGCACUUACCAGCCAGCAGUUGAGAAGAUAGCCGAGGCACACAAGGCAGCAAGAUUUGCGGUUGGUGCUCUUGCAUUCGAUGACGUUUCUGUUGCUGUGGAUCACCUGAAACGCGCGCUGGAUCUUCUCACAAACCCUUCUGCUGAAACUCAUUAGCUCUUUUGGCUUUGCCGCACAUUUCUCAAAAGCAUCUUCUGUAUAUAUACAAGAUUGGUAUACCACCACAUGGAGAUGUUACCGGGCUGCAUACAUACAAGGUACAGGGGCCGCCACACAAAAUCUAGGAGAUAAUAAGGGAGCCGUUCCGUGUGGCCUUUUGAAUCAAUGGCGCUGUUUGCAGGAAACUUUCUUGUGUAAAAUUGAAUUAUUUGUUAUCAGAGUUUUGUGACAAGGCUUUGCAACCCAUUAUAUUCAAUUUACAUAUUCUUGAGGUCU
This is a messenger RNA of Setaria italica (foxtail millet), 1918 nucleotides long. Its product is annotated as protein HOMOLOG OF MAMMALIAN LYST-INTERACTING PROTEIN 5. Gene Ontology annotation, biological process: late endosome to vacuole transport via multivesicular body sorting pathway. The coding region runs from base 182 to 1639 and encodes 485 amino acids. The record is from RefSeq and is a predicted model, not a curated record. The transcript is spliced from 7 exons. Gene Ontology annotation, cellular component: multivesicular body. Lineage: Eukaryota; Viridiplantae; Streptophyta; Magnoliopsida; Poales; Poaceae.